CUCUCCCUCCUCCUCGCCGAACGCCGAACGGAAGUCUCCGAAAACGGACGGCGCUUGACGAAGAGCGGCCGGACGUCCACGAGACGGGGUCGGAGGUCGCCUCCGAACGCCGAGGCCUUCUCCGGAAGUUCCCGAACGCCCCCGAAGCUCCCGGGGAGGGCAGGCAGCAGCGCCACACAAGAUGGCGGACGGGGAGGAGGUUACUCUGGACGGGAGGCCGCUUCAGGCGUUGAGGGUCGCCGACCUGAAGGCGGCUUUGGAGCAGCGGGGCCUGCCUAAGAGCGGGCAGAAGAGCGCCUUGAUUAAGCGGCUCCGUGGGGCCCUGAUGCUCGAAAACCUACAGAAGCAUUCAACCCCCCACACCACCUUCCAACCCAAUUCCCAGAUCGGAGAGGAGAUGAGCCAAAAUAGCAUCAUCAAGCAAUACCUGGAAAAACAGCAGGAGCUGCUGAGGCAGCGUCUGGAACGGGAAGCCCGGGAGGCCGCCGAUCUAGAAAGCAAAAGUUGCGUCAUCUCGCGCAAGAGGGAAGAAUCGGACGAAGAGGAAAGCCGGAAACCAGAAGAGCAUCUUUCUCGGGUCAGGCAGGCCCGAGCAGUGAAGACCGCAGGAGGCGGCCAUGCGCUGGUGAGUGAAGAGCGGGAAACUUCCCUUCGGAGUCGGAGAGCUGCCCAGCGGGUGCCAGUAAAAGAGGAGGAAGAGGAGGAGGAGGAAGAAGAAGAGGAGGAGGAGGAAGAAGAAGAGGAGGAGGAGGAAGAGGAAGAUGCGCCCCCUUUGCUGGUCGGCCAGACGCCCAUGAGGCCAGAGGAGCCAGGCAUGCCGGCUCCCCAAGAAACGGGCAUGUUCCAAGCUUCCCUGCCCAUCGUUGUGCAAGCCCAGCAAACGGAGACUCGCUCUCAGACGCCAGACAGCCCGAGCGGCGAAGCCGCCAUGCCAGUCCUUGCGCACUUGCAGAGGUCAGAAGACGAGGAGGCUCAGCCCCGGGCGACAGACCCCGGAGAAAAGCAGCAGGCGGCUCUAACCCCAGGGAAAUCCCCCGUGGAAAAGGAUCCCCUCCCAGAUCCCCCAAAGGAGGUUGCACCCCAGUUACCCGAAGCCUUAAAAAUGGAGACCAAGGAAGACCCGGGCCUUCCGAAGGAGCCGAGGUCGACAGAAACUCCCCAAGAGGAGAAGGAGGAGGAGAUGAUGGAGCAGGGCGAGACCCCGGCGGUUGUCGUUUUGCAGAAGGAGGGCGAACCCCAGAGCGAGGGGACCCCAGAAGCGGUGGCAGCCCAGGCGCUGCGCAGCCUAGAGGAAGAAGCGUCUGCAGCCGCGGCGGCACUGGUGCAGGCCUCUCCGUCUCCCCCGCAGCUGACCGAAGCACAACAAUCCCAACAGGAUCCACGGGGGGACGAGCCGCCUCCGCCCCUCCUAACUAAGGAAGCCCCUGCGGGACUCGCUCCUGCGGAAGACGAAGCCCCUCCUCAGCUCUCUCAACCGUCUCCCCCCGCUCAGGAAGCACCGGCUGCGGUCAGCCUGGGAGCCUCACCGUCCCCCUUGGUGCUCCCGCCACACCAGUCCGUACGGCCCGGCAGCUCCCGUUCCUCUUCGUCCUCAUCCUCCAGCUCCUCCCGCUCUCGUUCCCGCUCCCCAGGCAGCUCGCCGCUCCGCUCCCGGGCUAGGAGGACCCGCUCCGCUUCCUCCGAAUCACCGCCUCGGAAGCGGCCAGCUUUGGAAUCUCGAUCCCGCUCCGGCUCGGAGCGGCGUAGCAGUUUGGGCUCCCGGUCCCGUUCCAGCAGUGGGGACAGCAGCAGCAGCAAGUCCCGCAGCCACGAAGCUUCGCGGGACAGCACCAGCUUCCCCCCCACCAAAGAGCCCUCCCAACCCGGGGCCUGCCUCCCGCCCCACAGCCCCAAAGCCCAGCACCAAGAGGGCCCAUCCAGCCCUAGGGAAGAAGGGAGACGGACCCCCUCCCCUCCUCCGAGGCAACACAGCCACACCCCACCACCACCACAGCAACCACCAGCACGCGGCACGCAGGCCGAGAGCACGUUUCCAGAACGAGGCAGCCCAGAGCCCCCUUUUCCGACGGAGGGUUCUGCCGUAGACAUCGGGGGUGCUGCCUCGGAGCCGCCGCGCCCGCUCGAGCCGCCGCGCCGCAAAAUCGAGGAGAAGCAGACGAUGCCAAUGGAGCUGUCGUCGGAGCCCCAACCAGAGAACGAGGCCCUGGAGCCCGGAGGCCCGAGGAUCAACCCUCCGCAGACCCCCGGGCCCCGAAACGGGCCCGAAGACGAGGAGAAGAAAGAGGGUUCAGCUCAGCCCAAGGCCUUCAAGAGGAAGAUCUCCGUCGUCUCAUCCUCUGUGGCCAAAGGGGCCGUCGCCACAAACAGCGACACCGAAGGAAGCCAGCCGGCGGGCCGCAAACGGCGCUGGGGCGCCAGCACUGCUACGACCCAGAAGAAACCUUCGAUAAGCAUCACCACCGAAUCCCUCAAGAGCCUGAUCCCGGAGAUUAAGCCGCCGCCAGGAGGCCAGGAAGCCGUGGUGGACCUUCAUGCCGACGACUCCCGCAUCUCUGAAGACGAAGCCGAGCGCCACUUGGAAGAGCCGGCUCACGAGAAAGCGCUCAAGAUUUGCCGUACAGUCACGCAGGUGGUCCCCGUCGAAGGGCAAGAGAAUGGCCAAGGGGAGGAAGAGGAGGAGGAGGAAGAAGAAGAGAAGGUCCACGAGGAAGAGCAGCCGGAGUCGGCACCCGUUAUCGCUGUAGAGACGGUGGUUCUGCCUCCCCCGGUAGAGCACGAAGUCAAAAAAGUCACGCUGAGCGACACGCUCACCCGGCGGUCCAUCAGCCAGCAACGUUCCGGGGUCUCCAUCACCAUCGACGAUCCCGUCCGCACGGCCCAGGUCCCCUCCCCGCCACGGGGCAAGGUCAGCUGUAUCGUUCACAUCUGCAACCUGGUGAGGCCCUUCACGCUGGGGCAACUGAAGGAGCUGCUGGGCCGCACGGGCACCCUGCUGGAGGACGCUUUUUGGAUCGACAAGAUCAAAUCGCACUGCUACGUCACAGUGAGUCUUUGGGGCUGGUUCCUCCUCCUCCAGAGAAAUUCGCUUUUCCAGAAAAAACCUGUCUCCACUGGUCCUCUCUUCACUAGACUAGCCAGCUCAGCUGAUUCGCGAGGCCCAGCGGAUUGCCGUGCCUCAGCUGUUUUACUCACUGGCGCUGCAGUAGAAGCUGUUUGGAGCGGGCUAAGUGAUGCAGCAAUGGAUUCCCGAAUAUGCCUUUGCUUUUUUGCCUGCUGGGUUUUUGUGAAUUCUACAUCAGCACCCAACAAAGAAGUAGAUGUGACUGCAGCUAUGGAGAACUAUGAAGGGCACAUAGACUCAGGAUGCGCUUCCAACGAGACAAGGAAAGUCCUAAAGAACUUGGAGACGGCCUUGCUGAAAGUCCAUUUACAGAGGGACAAUCUCAUUACUGUUCACUCUAAUAUUCAAACAUUAAUAUACACUAAAUUUGAAGGGUUAACGAUCAACAGUGAGGAUUUUUUAGAUCCUGAUGCUUCGAGACAGAGCCGGCAUUCCACGUAUUUUCCAAAAAGGUUCUUGAAGAAUAUCCAACCGACUCCGGCGAAGGAGAUAAGGCUUAUCUGUAUUUACCUGAAAGCUUCUUGCCUCUUUCAGGACACAAUGAUGGGCCUGUAA
Pantherophis guttatus is the source of this 3676-nucleotide messenger RNA. NCBI's taxonomy places the organism in Eukaryota, Metazoa, Chordata, Lepidosauria, Squamata, Colubridae. The record is from RefSeq and is a predicted model, not a curated record.